This is a messenger RNA of Diabrotica virgifera virgifera (western corn rootworm), 7531 nucleotides long. Its product is annotated as ATP-binding cassette sub-family C member 4-like. Gene Ontology annotation, molecular function: ATP binding; ABC-type transporter activity; ATP hydrolysis activity. Gene Ontology annotation, cellular component: membrane. The transcript is spliced from 18 exons. Lineage: Eukaryota; Metazoa; Arthropoda; Insecta; Coleoptera; Chrysomelidae. The coding region runs from base 90 to 4124 and encodes 1344 amino acids. The record is from RefSeq and is a predicted model, not a curated record. Gene Ontology annotation, biological process: transmembrane transport.
AAGCUUUGUCAUUGCUAUUGGGAGCAGCUUAGUUUUUAGUUAGUGGUGAGGUUUAGUUAUGAUAUGAUUGUGUAGAUAUUAGUGACAAUAUGGAUAUAGGGUACAAAUUGAAGGCAGAAAAUCCCAAACAAAAUGCAAAUAUAUUUUCAAAGAUAUUUUUCGGGUGGAUGAUACCACUAAUAAGGAGAGGAACUAAACAGAAUUUAGAAAUAAAUGACUUAUACAAAACUUUAAAAAAAGAUCAAUCAAAAAGACUAACAGAUGCUUUGGAAAAAAAUUGGCAAAAUCAGGUUGAUAAAGCGAAGAAGAAGGGAGGAAAACCCAGUGUACUUAUGGCUAUAUCAAGGACGUUCGCUUUUGAAUUUAUGAUGUACGGAAUACUAUGGGCCAUUCAAAAUGUAGUUCUAAUGUCUCUAAAACCAAUAUUGAUUGCACAAUUGAUCGAGUUAUUCACUGACGAUACUUCUACCAGAUUUAGAGAAAUGUAUUUCUUCAGUACAUCAUUAAUUUUAGUGUCACUUUUAAUUGUAUUCUUCUUCCACCACACGAAUUUUGGUCUGCAAGCAAUUGGAAUGAGGAUAAGAGUUGCGACUUCAUCCUUAAUCUACAGAAAGAUUACUCGGUUAAAUCAAAAAUCUUUGGGCGAGACUGCUACAGGACAAAUUGUCAAUCUACUAUCAAACGAUGUCCAGCGAUUUGAUAUGGUGGUGGUACCGUUACACGCGUUGUGGGUGAUGCCGCUUCAGGUGGCCAUACUUAUGUUUAUAAUCUGGAAUCAAGUUGGCAUUUCGUCUUUAGCAGGUGUUAUUUCGAUGGCAAUCAUUGCUUUGCCCGUACAAGGUUAUAUGGCAAAGCUCAUGGGUAUGCUUCGACAAAAGGUUUCCGGAAAAACCGACACCAGAGUGAAACUAAUGAAUGAAGUCAUUGGUGGUAUACAGGUGAUAAAGAUGUAUGCCUGGGAGAAACCAUUCGAAAAAGUCAUAAAACAAGCUAGAUCAUCGGAGAUUGGUGAUAUAACAAAGGCAUCCUACUUGAGAGGUGUAUUUUCUAGCUUCAUCGUAUUUUUGGAUAGAGUGGCUCUAUUUUUCACUGUUAUGACCUACGUUUUACUAGGUAACGUUAUUUCCGCUGAUAUAGUUUUCUCAUUGGCCCAAACCUUCAAUAUUCUACAAACAGCCAUGGCCAUUUGGUACCCAGUUGCAAUUAGUGUUGGAGCGGAGGCUCUAGUUUCAGCUAAGAGAAUUCAAAACUUUUUAAUUAUGGAGGAAAGAGAAGAAGCGUCUAUCGAAAAAAUAGAUAAGCCCGGUAUAAUACUAUCUAACGUGUUUGCUUCUUGGACAACUAAGGGACGUACUUUACAAGAUAUUUCAUUCCAAGUUCCACCAGGUACUUUGUGCGCUGUAGUAGGACCAGUAGGUGCUGGAAAAAGCUCGUUGUUACAGCUCCUUUUGGGAGAGCUGCCACUAAAACAUGGAAGAGUUCAACUGGGAGGAGAAGUUUCCUACAGUUCGCAAGAACCUUGGCUUUUCCAAUCAACUGUACGGAACAACAUUCUCUUCGGAAGUCCCUACGAAAAACGCUGGUAUGAAAAAGUGGUUAAAGUGUGUGCAUUGGAACGCGAUAUGGAACAGUUUCCACAAGGAGAUAAAACUAUUGUUGGAGAAAAGGGUGUUUCACUUAGUGGAGGACAAAGGGCUAGAAUAAAUUUAGCACGAGCAAUUUACAGACAAGCUGAUGUUUAUUUAAUGGACGACCCGUUGUCUGCUGUUGACACACACGUUGGACGACAUUUGUUUGAUCAGUGUAUUCUUCACCAUUUGAGAGGUAAAACUAGAAUCCUAGUAACGCAUCAGCUACAAUAUCUGAAGAAAGCUGGUUUAAUCGUUGUACUUAAUGACGGCAAGAUUGAGGCUCAAGGCACCUUUGAAGAGCUAAUGGAUAGUAAAAUGGACUUUACAAAACUCUUAGUUGCUGCCGAUGAAACUGGUGAGAAACAUGACAAACAAGAGGAUGCUGAUCCAGAACCUGUAGAUUUUACAAGAAAGUUUUCUAGUACUAGAAGAUUUUCGGUAUUGUCCGACGCCAGUGGCGAAAUAUCGUUGAGUAUGCGCUCAGUAGAUAUGACUUCGGAUAAAAAUGGUGAAGAGGAAGAAAGUGCUGGUGACGGAAAACCAUUUAAAGACUAUUUGUUUGCCACUAAGAAUAUUUGCUUCGUUAUUUUUGUAUGCGUGCUGAUGAUAAUGGCGCAGGCUUUUGUUGUAGGUGUAGAUUUAUGGUUAACAUUCUGGACCUCUCAAGAAGCAAUACGGCACGAAAAUGGAACAAUAGUUGAAUCAACAUCUCCAACUGUAGAAAUAAUUCCAUUACAUGGAGACAACUUCAGUUAUUCCUAUAAUUAUAAUUACAGUUACAUACCAGAGAAUAACACAAACUCAUUCAAUAACACGAAAUCAUUCAAUAUCAAUGAUAUAUUUGAUACUGUUAACGUCGAUGGCCAGUUGAAAAAAAUAAUCAAAACGAAUUGGGCGUUGUACUUCUACAGUGGUCUAAUAGGACUGGCUAUCGUUUUUACGCUAACUAGGUCACUGCUGUUCUUUAAGGGUUGCAUGAUGGCUUCAGUUAACUUACACAGCAGUAUGUUCCAUAUGUUACUUAAGGCUCCGAUGAGGUUUUUUGAUACGAAUCCCAGCGGAAGGAUCCUCAAUAGAUUUUCCAAAGACAUGGGUGCUAUAGAUGAACUUUUACCUAUGGGUUUCUUAGAUACGAUGCAGAUCAUGUUAGCAUUGUGUGGAAUUCUGGUAAAUAUUACUGUUUCUAACGCCUACAUAGUUAUAGCCAUUGCCAUUCUUGCAGCAGUUUUCCUAAAAUUCCGAUCAUGGUAUAUAUCCUCAGCUAGAGUGCUUAAGCACUUAGAGGGAAUAACUAAGUCUCCUGUUUUUUCUCAUAUUAAUGCCACACUAAAUGGAAUCAUCACAAUACGAGCUUCAAAUGCACAAGAUGUCCUAAUAGAAGAAUUUGACGAAAAUCAGGACGCAAAUACCUCAGCAUGGUACUUGACAAUUGCCUGUAUGAAUUCCUUUGGAUUAUGGUUGGACUUCUUGGCUAUUAUAUUCUUAGCAAUUGUUACAUUCUGUUUUGUGAUUUUAAGAAAAUUCACCGAUGUCAAUGGCAGUUUAGUAGGUCUAGCUGUUUCCCAAUGUUCAGCUCUUACUGGCAUGUUACAAUUUGGAAUGAGACAAACUGCAGAAAUUAUUAACCAGUUAACCAGUGUCGAAAGAGUUAUGCAAUAUACUAAACUUGAUACAGAAGGUCCAUUUGAUACACCAGAAGAAAAUCGUCCGAGAGGAGUAUGGCCAAAACGUGGUCAAAUUGAAUUUAGGAAUCUAUCUUUAAAAUAUGUUGAGAACGAUCCACCAGUACUCAGAAAUCUCAACUUUAUGAUAACGCCAGGACAAAAAAUCGGUAUAGUUGGCCGAACAGGGGCAGGAAAAUCCUCUCUUAUCUCAGCUCUCUUCCGUCUGGCUCCACUUGAAGGUGCCAUUUAUAUAGAUGGAGUAAAUACCAAAAAUCUAGGAUUAACCGAUUUAAGAAGAAAAGUUUCCAUCAUUCCCCAGGAACCAGUACUAUUUUCCGCUUCUUUGAGAUACAAUUUGGAUCCCUUUAACGAGUUUGAUGAUGACAAAAUUUGGGAUGCUUUAGAACAAGUGGAACUCAGGGACAGCGUAGACUCCUUGGACUUCCAUGUAGCUGAAGGCGGUGGUAACUUCAGUUUAGGCCAAAGACAAUUAGUAUGUUUAGCAAGAGCUGUUUUGAAGAACAAUAAAGUUUUAGUUUUAGAUGAAGCUACAGCAAAUGUUGAUCCUAGGACUGACGCACUAAUCCAAGCGACAAUUCGAAAAAGAUUCAAAGACUGCACGGUUCUAACGAUUGCCCAUAGGCUGAACACCAUCAUGGACUCCGAUAAAGUGCUGGUAAUGAGUUUCGGAAACAUGAUCGAAUUCGACCAUCCUCAUAAACUCCUUCAAAUUCCUGACGGACACUUCCACAAGAUGUUACUAGAAACUGGACCAGUGAUGUCGGCGCAACUCAAAGAUGUGGCCAUGAGGGCAUACCAACAAGAGUAAAGACAAGCAUAGUAUAGGAAUCUUUAUUUAUUUUCUUUAAAAUGCCUUUAUUUUCUAAUAACACGUCACACUACAUAAACGUUUUUUUCGGAUAAAAGUUAAAUAUAAAAAAGUAUCUUAAAAAGGAUUUUACUUAAUAUGAAGAUAACGUUAAAAGCGUUGAAAUUUUUCUUUUAUAGUAAUUAUGUUUUAAAAAUACGGUUUGCUAGAUAUUUUAAGUUUUAUUCUAUUUUCUAUUUCUUAUAAUUAACUCUAACUCUAAUUGUGUCAUAUAAGUACCCUCUCUCCUACAGCGCUACAGCCUGUAGCCGUCGGGCCAUGGCUUACCCCAGCAUCCGCCUCUAAGUAUCUCUGUCCUUGGCUGCUCUCCUCCAGUUAUACACCUUUAAGAUCUCUUUAGCAUCGGUUCUUCGUCUAUCCACCUCUUCCUUUGUCUUCCUACUGGUUGACGUCCCACCAUAGUUCCGCUAAGAGUUCUAUUAGGUGUUCCGUCAUUGUAGGUUAUGUUAUGAGGUGACGUGCCCAGCGCAAUAUUUGUAUUUUUGCAUAAUUUGCUAUAUUAUACUGUCAUAUAAGUAAUCUAAGGCCAUUACGUAGACUACAUUUGUUAAUGUAAUUGGCAUAAUAACUACACCACUUAUCACCUUGACAUUAAAUUUUCGCCUUCUUCAAGUACCGUCUCCGCGACAGAGGUCGGCAACCAUCAUACCUAUUCGAAUUUUAAAGAUGGCUUCUCUAAAAUGUUUAUUUAAUGUAUGAUAUUCUUACCUUGGAUCUUUUCCUGCAUAAUCAGUUGGAGCAAGUACCUCUCUCCACAUGUAAUAUGUUCGUGAUAUCCUUCUUGUUUUGAUUGUAUUUAACAUUUUUUCAUUUAUUUUUCGUCAUUUCGUCGAUGUAAUCUGCCCAGCGUUGUAGUUUCUCAUCCGUUUGUGUUAGAGUAAUCCCUUAUAUAUCCAGAAAUGCACCAGUGAGAUUCUGCUUUCUAGGUCCUCCAAUUUUUUAACUUUCUUGUGUGGACCAAAUAGCUAAUCCCUUUUUUGAAGCUCCUCGAUCUCUUUGUAUUUUCUUCAAAUAUUUUUUUCUCUUGCCUGCUUUCUCCUCUUCCUGAUUUCGUGGAUAAUUUUCCUGUUUCCCUAAUUUUUAUCUAUGUUCUUACAAAAAUACUAGAUUUGUUGUAAAAGGUAUAUUUAAAACAUCCUAAAUAAGGGUUACAUUAAAACAAAACGUUUUCGGACUAAGAAAUCCAUCAUCAGUGUUUCUAAAAGCCAAAAAGUAGCAUGCCUGAGCCACCAAAAUGUUUUGGACGAAACCAUGUAAAUGUAAACCGUUAUGUUAUGUUACAUGUUAAUAAAAAAGUUUAAAGAUAUUGCAGAUAUGCCUGGAUAUUACCCAGUGCAACACAGGACUCUUCCCACGUGGUUGGAAUUUUUUUUGAGGAUUAAAAUCUCACAUAUUAAAGUUCAAUGGCCAACUGUUCUUCAAUAUGAACUGAACUUCAAUAUGUGAGGUUUUAAUCCUCAAAAAAAAAUUCCAACCACGUGGGAAGAGUCCUGUGUUGCUCUGGGUAAUAUCAAGGCAUAUCUACAACAUCUUUAAACAUGUUGGUGGCUCAGGCAUACUAUUUUUUGGCUUUUUAGAAACACUGAUGUUCAAUUUAUUAAUCCGGAAACGUUUUGUUUUAAUGUAACCCUUAUUUAGGGUAUUUUAAAUAUACCUUUUACAACAAAUCUAGUAUUUUUGUGAUUUAUGGUAUACAGCCAGCUACAAGAAGUUAAUGUACAGUUCGUGGUGGCCACAUUCUUUUGAGUUGGAUUCUUUAAGCUUGCUUGUGCCUAUUGUAGGAAUGCUUUGAUAUUUUUAAACGUUUUUAAGUGUGAUCAUAAUCCUGAUGAUAAGUGGGUUAUGAUCUGAGGCCACGUCUGCUCUCAGAUAUGCUUUCACGGCUUUAACAGCAUUUUGGUAUCUUUCAUUUAUCAUAGUGUGGUCUCUCUGGUGACUAAUUUCUCCUAUGUAUAUGCGGACGAUCGCCAUGUAUAUACAGUCGUCUGUUUGGUAGCUUGAAACAUGUAUUUGUGAUAAUCAAUGUGUACUCUUGGCAACAUUGUAAUGGAUUGUCCUCUAUAUCGUUGCGAUUUCACAGACUUUAGUUUCUUACACACUUUCUGCUUUGACCCUUCCCAAUCUUUGCAAUGAGAUCACCUGGGGUCAUCGCGAAUUCUCUAGUUUUGGCUACUUUCAGUGUCUUUUCUAUAUCCCGGUAAAAAAAUUUCACUAAACGUACACAUAAAAUUAUUCUAUCUAAAAAAUAACAGUUUUUUCACAUGUAGUGAUAACAUUCACAUUCCUAUUUUUAAUUAAAAUUAUCUACCAAAGAUAUAGGUUGCUACAUAUCUCUAUAAUUUAAAAAGAAUGUAGUUGCAAAUAUACAAAUAUGUUUUAAGUGUUUGUGUUUUGUUAUUUCAAUCAACAGUUUCUACAGAUAAGAUUACAAAAGUACUUUAUCUUUUAUUUCACCACUUUAUAAAAAUAGAAUUAUUAUAUUAAAAAAAAACAUAUUUUAAUUUUAAUUCUACGGCAAUAUUUUCGUCUUAAACAAAUUUUAUGUGGUAAGAUCAUUACGAUCAUGGGAGUACAGGCUCACGAAUUUUCUUUUUCUAGCUUUCUAAGUAAUUAUGAUGGUUCUUUGAUUGGUUAUGCAAUUAAAUAAUGUUAAACAAUCUAGCUAGACAAAUAAAAUUUCUACUUUCAGGCUUUCUAUUACAGUGUACAGUGCCAAGUUCAUAUUAACUUUUUAAUCCAGAUUUUAACAUCAAUACUUAUCUUCAUUAUUUCUUUCGACGUUUUAUAUAUAAAUCACGAAAAAGAAGUCUUUGCGAAAAUCUUUCAAAAUAUUAUAUUAUUUGCUGAUCUUAGAGAUCUUUUGUUUCAUUUCUUUUUGCCGUUCAUUUUUUUUUUUGAGCCAACAGAUAUCCAAAAUAUAAUUUUUUGCAUUAAAAUUUACAAUAGUAAGAUCAAAUAUCUGCAUAUUAUUUCCUACUUUUAUACUAUACGACUGGCAAACGUUUUGUGAAAAUGCUUUGCAACAUUCCCUUCUUAUUCUUAUAAUUUCACGUGUAUUCAUAUUUGCAACUUGUGUACCACCUGUCAUUUUAUCUGUACUACGUUGAUCGGAGAGAUACUAUUUGUAUUGCUAGCAUAUCAAAAAAACUGUGAUAUUUUAUUUGUCUAUUGGUAGUGUGACGUUUUUUAGAAGUAGGCAUAUUCGCGAUGUAUAAAAAUAUUAAUUUCCCCUAAUAUCAACCUAUUUUUUUUAUGUUAAGCAUAUUUAAAUGUAGAUAUAGGCUUUUACAGCAGUUUUAUAUUAGUGCAUUUUAAUCAAGUUUUAAAAAUAAAUAGUCGUUUUUAUA